Molecule: messenger RNA, 2842 nt
Organism: Engraulis encrasicolus (European anchovy)
Lineage: Eukaryota; Metazoa; Chordata; Actinopteri; Clupeiformes; Engraulidae
Gene: fstl4
Product: follistatin-like 4
Exons: 14
Coding region: 1-2685 (894 amino acids)
Biological process (GO): regulation of BMP signaling pathway; multicellular organism development; cell differentiation
Molecular function (GO): calcium ion binding; protein binding
Source: RefSeq, a predicted model, not a curated record
AUGAGCAGGCUGGGCUGGGCUGGGUGUGCUGAUUGCUCCCUGGACAUCAGGACGGGUGCGGUGUGGCAUCCUUGCGGCACACGGCCCAGUGCACACUUCCCGCUCGGCACAUCUCCGCUCUGCUCCGCUCGGCUCCACCGCGGCGGCGGGCCCCAUAAAUCCACACUCAGAUCCCAGCAGGCGUGGUCGCCUCCGGGCUCCCGGGUGACCCUUGAAGCCGAUGAGGGACCCUGCCGGAGGAAGUUCUGUGGCCGGGGACGCCAGUGCGUGCUGUCGCUGUCGACGGGUCGGGCCGAGUGCGUGUGCCAGGAGAAAUGCCACGCCACGUUUGUGCCCGUGUGCGGCUCCGACGGCCGAUUCUACGAGAACCACUGCGAGGUCUACCGCGCCUCCUGCCUGCAGAAGAAACGAAUUUACGUGGUGCACAGCAAGGACUGCUUCUUCAAAGGUGAAUCGUGCACUAUGACCGAGUACAAUAAGCUGAAGAGCAUGCUGCUGGACAUGCAGUCCAGAGGCCUACAGCAGCAGCAGCAGCAGCAGCAGAGCCACCAGGAGGGGGACAACAAGGACAAGAAGAGCUAUGGGAACGGCAUGGAGCAGAAGAGGGCCCUGGUGGACACCAUGUUCAAAUACUUGGACCUGAACGCUGACGGGCGACUUGGCAGCUCGGAGCUGGCACAGAUAUCCAGCAAGGAGCAUGUGGAGGACAGUCUGCUGGAGUGCUCCAUGCAGGACCUGAUCAGAUAUGAUGACUACAACAACGACAGCCACCUCACGCUCCACGAGUUCUACACCGCCUUCCAGGUCAUUCAGCUCAGUCUUCCGGAGGAUAAGAGAUUAAGCAUCACCACGGUAACCGUGGGCCUGAGCACCGUCCUCUCCUGCGCCAUUCAGGGCACGCUGCGGCCGCCAAUCAUCUGGAAACGGAACGGCAUCAUUCUUAACUUCCUGGAUCUGGAGGAUAUUAAUGACUUUGGCGAUGACGGCUCGCUCUACAUCACCAAGGUGACGACUAUCCACAUGGGGAACUACAGUUGCCAUGCAUACGGCUACGAGGAGCUCAGCCAGACCCAUGUGCUGCAGGUGAAUGUGCCCCCGGUGAUCCUGGUGUACCCUGAGACCCAGGCCCAGGAGCCCGGGGUGGCCGCCAGCCUGUACUGCCACGCCGAGGGCAUCCCCAACCCCAGCAUCAACUGGCUGAAGAACGGCAUGGAGCUGCAGCCCCGGGCCACCAAGCAGCUCGCACUUGUUGCGAAUGGUAGUGAGCUGCACAUCGGGAGCGUGCGCUACGAGGAUACGGGAGCCUACACCUGCAUCGCCAAGAAUGAAGUGGGCGUGGAUGAAGACAUCUCCUCCCUGUUCGUGGAGGACUCCGCUCGAAAGACCCUGGCCAAUAUACUCUGGAGAGAGGAAGGGUUGAGCGUGGGGAAUAUGUUCUACAUCUUCUCUGACGAGGGGAUCACCAUACUGCAGCCGGGAGACUGUGAGAUCCGCAGACGCAUCAAACGCUCAGAGAGGAUCGUGGCCAGCUACGAGGAGAUGUGUCCCAAGAGUGAGGGCAUCUCCCCGCAGCACUGCGUCUGGUCGUCUGCCCUCAGCGUGCGGGACAAGUACGUCUACGUCACGCAGCCUCUGCAGAACCGCCUGCUCAUCAUCGACACCCAGGCCCAGAAAGUCGUACAGGCAGUGGAGACGGAUCCUGUUCCUGUCAAGCUGUACUAUGACAAGUCCCAUGACCAGGUCUGGGUACUCAGCUGGGGAGACCUACAGAAGUCCCAUCCUACACUGCAGGUUAUUUCCCAAGCGAGCGUGGGAGAAACGCACCGUGUCAUCCGGACGCCAUUCCAGAGGGUGGAUGACUUCUUUCUGCCUCCCACCAACCUCAUCAUCACGCACGUCAGGUUCGGGUUCGUCUUCCUGAAGUCCGAGCCGGCCGUCCACAAGAUUGACCUGGAGACCUUCCACCGCGUGAAGAGCAUCAGCCUGAAGAACUACAGCUGCGUGCCCGUCAGCAUGGCCUACACGCACCUGAGCGGCUUCUACUUCAUCCAAUGCCAGGGCCGCAACCAGACCGGACCCGGCGCGGACACCGCCACCGCCACCACGCCGCCGACCUCGGCCCAGCUGCUGGUGGACAGCGUGACCGACACGGUCAUCGGCCGCAACCUGGACGUCACCGGCAAGCCCUACGUCUCCCCGGACGGCCGCUACGUGGUGACGCCGGACGAGCGCAGCGGCAAGAUCCGCGUGCAGACGGUCUCCUUCCGCGGCGAGCUGCGGCUCGGCCGGGAGCUGGACGGCGCCGUGCUGCUGCCCGUGGCCGACCUAGUCUUCCAGCCGUCCUUCGCCCGCUCCGACCGCUACGCCGCCGUGGCCACCUCCGCCUCCGGCACGGGCCUGCUGUUCGCCAACCUGUCCGGCGGCGGCGAUGAGAGCGGGGAAGACGGGGAGGGCGAUGAGGGGGGGAGCGUGGUGCUGGGCGGCCUGAAGGAUCCCCUGCCGGCCCACGCCUGGCCCUGGAGCCGGGCCAACCGCGUGGUGGCCUCCAGCGGCCUGUUCGGACAGUACCUGGUCACGCCGGCGGCCGAGUCCGUCUUCGUGCUGAACGGCAAGCGCAGCAGCCUGCACUGCGAGGUGUCAGACAUCAAGCGGGGCAACACAGUGGUGUGGGUGGGCGAGGUAUGAGGGGUGUGUGAUGCACCAGGCUGGAGAGAAGAAAAAAACACUACUGACAAACUGUUAAUGUGAUGUGACGUACGGAGGACUCAAACUCCCACCAGGACUGAGCAGAAGGGAAGACCACCUCUGUGCGUGUGUGUGUGUGUGUGUGUGUGUGUGUGUG